AUGUCUAUUGCGGGUGAGCUCAAGGAGAAGCCGAUCGAGUUUUUUAUUGCAAAGGCCACUGAUCCUUAUGUGGGAGAUGCCGAACGGCGUAUAUAUGCCGAAAAGUUAUGUGAGAAGGUUAAUUACGAGAUCGAAGGCGCACAAGUGAAGGAUCAGGCGACAAAGAUGCUGUUCAGCUGGCAAAGCUCCAUGGCGCAUAUAGAAAAGUUUAAAGAGGUCUACGACUCGCUAAAGGAGCGCGGUAUAAUCGCUGCGGAUCCAGUUUUGGAAGUGGAAAUGCCGACAGUUCCGGCACCGCCACCGAAAUUUGCCGUUUUUGAGGACGAGGAAAAAGCCAGGCUUUUGAAGGAACUUUUGCAGAGUAAAAACCCUGAAGAUCUACAUACAGCUAAUAGAUUGAUUAAAAAUCUGGUUAGAACGGAGGAUCAAAAAGUCGAAAAACGGAAUAAGCGAUCUGACGACCUGGAUCAAACUGUGCAGCUCUGCCAUUUGAUGGAGGCCGCAUUGCGGAAUGGGCCUACGACACAUUCACUGGCUGACCUUCACGACCACCUCUCAGAGCUUCGGCCAAUCAUGUUCAAAUACGCGAACGAGGCGGCCGAAAAUUCGGAUGAAGCCUUAGCCGAGAUUCUGCAAAUUAAUGAUACUAUUAAUCGCUUGUUACAUGAUUAUGAGGCACAGAAGGCGAAAAGGCGAGGAAGGGCGGGAUCCAGCUCGACAGCUCCAUCCACUACCCAAGUCGAUCUGUUCGAUGAUGUUCCAAUUCCGCUGCCAAACCCUAAGACGUGCCGUUUAUCGGAUUCGGGAGUACGAACAACACACCACAACCUAUCCGCCGUGAGCUUCCCAACUCGAAUCCGAAUUCGGCCAGAAAAAAAGCCGCCCCUAGAUUUGAGCGAUUUCACGGCCCUUGAUGACAUUUUCGCCCCAAGGCCCCCACCACCAAGCUUCCACCAACCGAAGCCGACCCUAUUCGAGUUGAGCCAAGCCAAAUCAGUGGCCCCGUUGAGCUUGAGUCCACUUGAGCCGAUUAGCAAUGCAUCUUCUGCUGAAUUUGAUGAGACGAUAUUAUCAUCGCCAGUCCGGUGUCUCCCGGAAUCUGUAUCGUUUUCCGAACAGCAGAUGCAAUUAUCGGUCGAACAGCCAAUUUCAAUCAUGGAACGGAAGAACGUCAAAAUCCUGCUCCACUACAGCCAGAAUUCGCCUCCAGGCACCACCGGCGUCAGAGCCGGUCUGAUCUCGAUCCUCAACUUCAACACGCACCCUGUGCAAAACAUCAAGUUUCUGGUAUACACGAACGAUAUGAGAAUAAGCUGUCGAUUACUGUGGAAGGAUUGCCAGGAAAUUGACGCGUUUUCGGCGCUGGGUUCAACACCGCACAAACGAGCCAUACUUUUGGUGUUGCCGUUGGACUCGAGGAUGACUGAGGCCGAAUUUACAUACACCAUCAGCUACACCGACGUCUUCGAAGAGACGAUAACCGGAACUUUUGUCAUGAAUGUU
This is a messenger RNA of Mesorhabditis spiculigera, 1503 nucleotides long. The record is from the annotation of a GenBank genome assembly. Lineage: Eukaryota; Metazoa; Nematoda; Chromadorea; Rhabditida; Rhabditidae.